Messenger RNA from Brassica napus (rape), 4562 nucleotides. RefSeq names its product CDPK-related kinase 7. Gene Ontology annotation, cellular component: cytoplasm; nucleus. Lineage: Eukaryota; Viridiplantae; Streptophyta; Magnoliopsida; Brassicales; Brassicaceae. The transcript is spliced from 11 exons. Gene Ontology annotation, biological process: protein autophosphorylation; peptidyl-serine phosphorylation; intracellular signal transduction. Bases 534 to 2258 code for a protein of 574 amino acids. The record is from RefSeq and is a predicted model, not a curated record. Gene Ontology annotation, molecular function: calmodulin binding; calcium-dependent protein serine/threonine kinase activity; ATP binding.
UUUCAUAUCACCGUACAAAAUAUAUAGUCAUAUGUAUUUUCACAGCUUAUAUAUCAUAUACAGAUUUUAGGUUUUAUUUUUAUUUUUGUUUUCGGAAUCGGGUUUAGGUUUAUAAUUUAUUGCUAAGCAUCUUCUUUUACUUUUGUACCACCCUCUUCUCUCUCUCAACUUUUAUUCUUACCGCCUUUUGCUUUUUUAUUCCCCUUGUCUCUACUUUCCUUCUCAUUGGAGUGAAUUUAGCUUCCAUCCUUUCCCCUUCUCCUUUUUCCUGCUCUGUUUUUCAGUUAUCUUCUCCCUUGAUCUCGCAUUCUCUCUCGAUUCUGUAAAGUACAAUUCCUUUUCCUUCUCUUUUCCCGGGAAAAAAAUCGCAUCUUUUCCCGGAAAGUUCUCACCUGGACAUUACCUUGUUGUUAUUGUGUGAAAGCUUCCUACUUUCUUCUUCUCCUGCUUACGUCAAGUUGUCACCUUUACGUGAUUUCAAUCUCUGGGUUUCUUCAGACGACAUUACCUUGUCCGAAAAGCAUCGAACUUUGAUGGGUCUCUGUCACGGAAAACCUAACGAACACCAAUCGAAACAGAGCCUCUCAAUCACCACCAACGAGGAGGAGGAGGAGGAGGAGGCACCCAAGACUCCUCUCAAUCUGUUUAGCCCAUUCCCUAGCCUCUUCAAAACCUCAUCACCUGCCGUAUCCUCCUCUAGCGUGAGCUCCACGCCACUUCGCAUCUUCAAGCGACCUUUCCCACCUCCUUCACCCGCUAAGCACAUACGCGCCUUCCUCGCGCGUCGUCACGGCUCCUCCACUAAGCCUGACCAAGCUUCGAUCCCUGAAGGGAGUGAGUGUGAGGUUGGCCUUGAUAAGGCUUUCGGAUUCUCCAAGCAGUUUGGUUCGUACUAUGAGAUUGAUGGUGAGGUGGGUCGUGGUCAUUUUGGGUUUACUUGCUCUGCUAAGGGGAAGAAAGGUAGCUUGAAAGGUCAUCAUGUGGCUGUCAAAGUUAUUCCCAAAUCAAAGAUGACUACGGCAAUUGCAAUUGAGGAUGUUAGAAGAGAAGUUAAGAUAUUGAAGGCGUUGACUGGUCACAAGAACCUAGUCCAGUUCUAUGAUGCCUUUGAAGAUGAUGAGAAUGUUUACAUUGUCAUGGAGUUAUUGAAAGGAGGUGAACUACUGGACAAAAUACUUCAAAGGGGAGGCAAAUACUCAGAAGAGGAUGCUAAGAAAGUAAUGGUUCAGAUUCUUAGUGUAGUAGCAUACUGUCAUCUUCAAGGUGUGGUUCACCGUGACCUCAAACCUGAGAAUUUUCUCUUCCGUACAAAGGACGAGACUUCUCCUCUGAAAGCCAUUGAUUUUGGUCUCUCCGACUAUGUCAGACCUGAUGAGAGGUUGAAUGACAUUGUAGGAAGUGCUUACUACGUGGCCCCUGAAGUGUUACACCGUACAUAUGGAACUGAAGCAGAUAUGUGGAGCAUUGGAGUGAUUGCUUAUAUACUUCUCUGUGGUAGCAGACCCUUUUGGGCCCGUUCUGAAUCUGGAAUCUUCAGAGCUGUUCUUAAAACAGAACCCAAUUUUGAAGAAGCUCCUUGGCCAUCUCUUUCACCUGAUGCUGUAGAUUUCGUGAAACUUUUGCUGAACAAAGACUACCGUAAGAGACUAACUGCUGCACAAGCUUUGUGUCAUCCGUGGCUGGCGGGUUCACAUGAAUUAAAGAUACCAUCUGAUAUGAUCAUUUACAAGCUCGUCAAAGUAUACAUUAUGUCUUCUUCUUUGAGGAAAACAGCUUUAUCGGCGCUUGCCAAAACAUUAACUGUACCGCAGCUGACUUAUCUGCGUGAGCAAUUUAAUCUGUUGGGACCAAGCAAAAACGGAUAUAUCUCAAUGCAGAACUACAAAACUGCGAUCAUGAAGAGUUCGACAGAGGCUACGAAGGAUUCAAGAAUCUUGGAUUUUGUAGACAUGAUUAGUUGUCUUCAGUACAAGAAACUAGACUUUGAAGAGUUUUGCGCUUCGGCUUUAAGUGUUCAUCAGCUAGAAGCAAUGGGAACUUGGGAGAAACACGCACGCCGUGCUUAUGAGCUGUUUGAGAAGGAUGGAAACAGAGUCAUCAUGAUCGAGGAACUUGCAUCGGAGCUCGGUCUUGGUCCAUCAGUCCCAGUUCAUGUUGUUCUUCAGGAUUGGAUAAGACAUUCUGAUGGCAAGCUAAGUUUCUUGGGUUUUGUCAAACUCUUACACGGUGUGUCCUCUCGGACAUUGCAGAAAGCGUAACCUUGACUCACACAUCUACUUCUCCUUAGCCUGCCUCUAGGAGAUGAACCUUACACCAAGUCUAAAAAUUAUGACCUUAAAGGUAACUCGAGAGGAACUCAACCGCUGCAGAGCUACCACAUUUGUCAGAUGAAGUUGCAGUCUAGGAAUUGAUAUGGGUUCUUUUUGCUCUGUUUCAUGAUAGUCUUUUUUUUUCUCUUUGUUUUGGUUAAAGAUAAGAGUCUUUAUGGUUCAAGAAUGGUGUUAUAAUGAUAUUAAAGGGGUUGUACAGAAGAAGAAACAUACCCACUUCCCCAUUAAAGUGGUCUCUUUCUUCUUACCUCAGUUCUUAGUUCUUACCUUAACAAAAGUAGCAAUUUAUAUUUGAUGCUCAUCAAUGAGCAAGAUACCUUGGUUUAUCAACAAUCAUCCCUAACCGAUUAUUUCGUGACAUCUCUUCAUUGUAAGAGACAGCAUACGCUUUCGGACAAGUACUUCUAUUGGGGACACUGCGAGACUUGUGCAGGCUUAAGUAAGUCAUCAAGAAUCUAGCCUAAGGUGUGCACUUGAAGAAGCCAUGUUUCUUAACAGGUAACUGAGUAGUCCUCUCUGGUUUCUGACUAAGAGUUCUAAUGUGAUAGACUCAGUGAGAUUUCUUUUAUAGGCCCUUCCGAAUGCCUUCGGGAAUGUGCAUCAAUCCAAUACAUAACAAGAAAGGUAUAUUGAUGGAGUUGAUAAAAAACUGAGUUUAGUGACAAAAUGUUGUUUUGUUGUUCAAAAAAUGUGAAUUAUAAAACCAAAAGAGAAUUGUUACAACUUACAAUAGCUAUAUGAUAGACGCAUACCUCUCAGGGCAAAAAAAAAAAAAAAUUGUGAGAAGCCAUGUUCUGGUACAACAAGAAAAGUUAGCUGAUAAUUAGCUAAAAACUAAACCACAAAGAAAACAGGUUAAAAGAGGGAUAUAAAAUUAUCGGUGGUAGAUUUGCAUGAAAUCGCUCCUAUUUUUAUUGAACCGCUACAAGAUCAACAAUUCCAUGAGCUUAGACUUCUGUUGCUGACAUAAAAACAUCUCUUUCCAUGUCUUCGGAUACAACCCAUAUAGGUUUGCCCGUUCUUUGUACAUAAACCAUUGUGAUGGUUUCGCGAAGUUUUAGUAGUUCUUCCACUUCCAAGAUAACUUCUCCCGUUUGUGCCUCAUAAAACGAAUUAGCGGGUUGAUGGAUCAUUACCCUGAUGAUAUAAUAGAAAAGCUUUUUCUAUUUCGCAGAAUGAGACGAGAUAACAAAAAAAACAGAGAAAUUUGAAUAAUCGUACAUGCUUUUUUUGUGCGUUGCAUACGGCUCUAGAAUGGAAUUUACGUUUUUGAUCUUUCCUUUCGGCGAAAGAAAACAAAAUAUAGGUUCUAUUAUACGCAGAUCCAUAAAUGAUCCAAUUACCAUCCUUUUUUUUUGUUUUGUAGGAGUUAAAAAAAUACUAUGAUGGUUUCGUUGCUUUAUAUAUCUUUUUUUUUGAUCCGUCUAUGAUUCAGCAAUCCCAAAGUGUCUUUUUUUUUGUUUUUGUAAAUAAGCUUCCGGUGUGAAAACAAAGUUUGUGACGCUGAGAUGUGCCAGAAUAGGGAAGAUAUCAUUUUAAAUACCCCUUUCUUAUCCCAUACUACUCCUUCAAUAUAUAAUCUAAUUUUUUUAAUCUAAAAAAAUUUCAUAUCGAAUUCGAAGUGCCAUGCUAUUAUUAACUAAUUCAUAUUUCCGAGGGCGAAGGCAUAGUAUUUUUUCUAUAAAAUAAAAAAAAAACUCAUUGGCGCCAAGCGUGAGGGAAUGCUAUACGUUUGGUAAUUUCUCCUCCGACUAGGAUAAAGGAUGCUAUUGAAGCGGCCAAUCCCAUGCAUAUUGUCUGUACAUCGGGUCGCACAAAUUGCAUAGUAUCAUAAAUAGCCAUUCCAGAUAUUACCCAUCCACCAGGAGAGUUUAUAACAAAUAAAGAUCUUUGGUAUCGUUUUCUAUACUGAGAUAUAUCAUAAGACUAAUAAGUUGAUUCGAGAUUUCGGUAUCAACCUCUUGGCCUAAAAAAAAAAAUCUUUCUCGAUAAAGUCGGUUGAUUAGGAUAAAAUUUUAUUCCUUAGGAGCCGUACAUGCACCUUUUGAUGCAUACGGUUCAACAAAAAUUGUUAAAAAAUCAAUGUGUCGAUUCCAACCCCCUUUUUUUCAGAGAAGACUUUUCUUUCUAACUUAAUAAGGGAAUGGCUUGCUUCCCUUUUAAAAGUAAAAGAAAAAAUAAAUAAGUUUUGGCCCCUUUUAUUUAUUAGAUAUUAUAAUCCUAAUAAUAAAA